This is a messenger RNA of Vombatus ursinus (common wombat), 1593 nucleotides long. It is a transcript of the gene TLE5, whose product is annotated as amino-terminal enhancer of split. The record is from RefSeq and is a predicted model, not a curated record. NCBI's taxonomy places the organism in Eukaryota, Metazoa, Chordata, Mammalia, Diprotodontia, Vombatidae. The coding region runs from base 1 to 711 and encodes 236 amino acids. Gene Ontology annotation, biological process: negative regulation of canonical Wnt signaling pathway; regulation of DNA-templated transcription. Gene Ontology annotation, cellular component: transcription regulator complex; nucleus. Gene Ontology annotation, molecular function: transcription corepressor activity; protein binding. The transcript has 8 exons.
AUGGGGGGGGGGCGGGAGCCGAGGUGGUGGUGCUGGGAGCUGGGAGGGACCCGGCAGCAGCUGACUGACUUCAGCCUGGAGGGAGUCUGGGCCUGGGGGCUGCGACCAUCCCCCCCUCCCAGCAGCCUGAAAGCAAAAUGGAAGGGCUCCUCACACCUGCCCCAGCAGCUAAAGUUCACAACCUCAGAUUCCUGUGACCGGAUCAAAGAUGAGUUUCAGCUCCUACAAGCACAGUACCACAGCUUGAAACUGGAGUGUGACAAGCUGGCCAGUGAGAAGUCGGAGAUGCAGCGUCACUACGUCAUGUAUUACGAGAUGUCCUAUGGUCUCAACAUUGAAAUGCACAAACAGGCUGAAAUCGUCAAGAGGCUCAAUGGAAUUUGUGCUCAAGUCUUGCCCUACCUUUCACAAGAGCACCAACAACAGGUCUUGGGGGCGAUUGAGCGAGCCAAGCAGGUAACUGCUCCAGAGCUGAACUCCAUCAUCCGGCAGCAGCUCCAGGCUCACCAGCUGUCCCAGCUCCAGGCCCUGGCCUUGCCCCUGACUCCGCUGCCCGUGGGCCUGCAGCCUCCAUCGCUGCCAGCUGUCAGCGCAGGCACUGGCCUCCUCUCCCUUUCUGCCCUGGGCUCUCAGGCCCACCUCUCUAAGGAGGAUAAGAACGGGCAUGAUGGGGAUGCCCAUCAGGACGACGAUGGUGACAAGUCAGAUUAGAGGCACAGCACCGGGAGUGGGGGAAAAAGCUUGGUAUUUAUGGUGGCUGCUGGCACCCUGGCACCUCAGUGCCAGCUGGCCCAUCUAAGACGUUGCCCCCAGCUCCAUAGCUUUGACCGCUCCCCUGCCCCCUGCCAGCCCCUUACCCCUUCCCCUAAAUCCCUUGGGGUGUGAAUGGGACCGGACCGGGUCGGAAGGGAAUAAAAGAAUGAACCCACCUUAGCUCCAAGCGCGCCUCCCCCCCUUCCCUGUGCACAUAUGUAACCGACCCCCCUUUCCCCGCUCCCCCCGUUCGGCCUGUUUGCUGCGCACCCAGCACAGCAGUUCCCCAGUCCCCUCCUGGUACUGCAUGCAAUCACGGAUGCCAGCCGGCCCCGGGUUCCUCCCCUCCAUCCCCCCAUGUAGAGGCUCUACCUUGUUCCUCUCCUCCUUUCCUCCCUCCUGCCAUUUGCCUGCCUGACUCCUCCCAGGCUCUGCUCCAUCACCACCUAACCUGGGACCUGAGCCCCGUUGCUUUGGGCCAGGCACUGGGAGAGAGCUCAGCAGUAGGCGAGGGGAGGCUGGGUGGAGAGGGCUUGGGGGACCUGCUUCCUCCCCCACCCCAUGCCCACAAAUAAAGAUGAGGGUACCACAUUUGUCUGGUUUUCUUUCAGUCUGCUAGCCUGUCUUUUAAAAAGAAGAAACAAAAAAAAAAUUCACCAAAAAAAAAAAAAAAAGCCCCAUUUCCCUUCCCCCCAAUUUCGUGUUUGUAUAUAGUCCUUUAGAUAAACUUGUCAGCUUCUGGUGUUCAUUAACCUAAUACAGAGGAGGAAUGGAGACACUGUAUACUAAGCUUGUACUAGCUGUGCCUUUCAAAUAAAGAUGUGAGAUGGUUGGUUUAAA